UGUGGCGGUGCUUAUAAGCCGGCCCGUUGUAGCAUUGGCUCAUCUUGUCGCCUGGUGGAGCGAGCCAUUUGCGAAGGAGCAUCGGUAGGUGAGACUUUCGACCGAUAUUUUGAAACGGUAUAUCCUUUUCCUGUUCAAACUGGGAAGUCGUAUUCCUGUAUUGGUAGGUUCACUGUUCUGUCUGGGGCUCUGUGUCUCGCACUGAUAUGAACGUCCUGUUUUGUCAAACUCCAUUGCUUGUCCCGCCCUGUUCACCCAUCUCUCCCCCACAUGCGAUACUACCUAAGUCGCCUCUUCCAACAUGGGAAUCGAAACUCACUUUGGACACGUAAAGCUUGAUACGAGAAUUCCAGGGACUAGAAACAAUCUUUAACCAUUAACAAAACAAAGAAGAAGAUCUAAAGGCAUUGAUGUUCCCCAGGGACGUGCUUGUUUCACUUUCACGCGGCUUCGUACGGCAGGUCUUUCGGUUUUCGUUUUGUUUAAACAGAUCUUCUCGGGUUCUACUGGAAGAAUAAAUGCUCUCUCCUUAAAUUUGGGUCGAAGAAACCGGCAGUGCAGAGUCUGUGGAAGGAGCAGAAGCAUGGGGCUCCUCGUCAUCUUCAUCCUCUUCUUCACCUGCAUUUGCAACCCCACGUCUUCCCAGUUGAUGUCAACCCGACAUGAUCAGGAAGCUAAGUGUGGGACGGUGGAUUGCGGGAUGGGGACGUGCCGGGAGACCCCGGCCGUGCUGCCCGGGUUCGCGUGCGACUGUUACUCCGGGUGGAGCAGGCCCCAGCUGGGCGGCUGGGUCGUCUGGCCCUCCUGCAUCGUGCCUAACUGCAGCAUAAAUUACGAAUGCGGCGGCGAACCUCCGGUGCCUCCGUCCCCGCCUCCGCCGUUGUUUCUGCCACUGGUUAAUUUCUCCCUCCCUUGCUUGUUCGUGCUGUGUGGAGACGGGGAGUGUGUGCCUAGCGGGAAUACUUACGAGUGCCAGUGCCACCAGGGCUCGGCCAAUUUGCUGGGCUUGCCCAUCUUCGCCUGCGUACAAAAAUGCAAUUUGGGAGCAGACUGCAGUAAUCUCGGGUUGGGCCCGCCGGCCACGGGGCCCCCGCCGUCGCCUCUGAAAUCUUCCGCCUCGCCUGGAACUGGUAAUUCAUCCCCGCCAUCUCCUUCAGCCCAUCCGCGAAAUGGAUUGGCGGGCGCACCGAAUUGUUCGAGGAGUUAUCGGGCGCUGUCAUGGAUGAUGAUGCUUCUUGCUGCGAUGGCCGUCUCGUGGAUUUAGCAGAGCAAUGCGAUGAGCUGCGUAUGGUUCGGUCACGCAAUAAUUUCAUUUCUGAUUAUAAGGAAGAUCAUAGAAGGGGCUCGAACAUUUGAUAGUACACUUAUACAUGGCUCUUUUUUCAUGAUGAUUACGUUGCCUCGCUUCUUUGAAAUCUGAUAUUUACACUAUAUAAAGCAU
This is a messenger RNA of Rhodamnia argentea, 1441 nucleotides long. RefSeq lists its product as uncharacterized. The record is from RefSeq and is a predicted model, not a curated record. Bases 584 to 1264 code for a protein of 226 amino acids. The transcript is spliced from 6 exons. Lineage: Eukaryota; Viridiplantae; Streptophyta; Magnoliopsida; Myrtales; Myrtaceae.